Molecule: messenger RNA, 1608 nt
Organism: Manihot esculenta (cassava)
Lineage: Eukaryota; Viridiplantae; Streptophyta; Magnoliopsida; Malpighiales; Euphorbiaceae
Product: S-adenosylmethionine synthase 1
Exons: 2
Coding region: 224-1426 (400 amino acids)
Biological process (GO): S-adenosylmethionine biosynthetic process
Cellular component (GO): cytosol
Molecular function (GO): methionine adenosyltransferase activity; ATP binding
Source: RefSeq, a predicted model, not a curated record
GAUUAAAUAAAUAUAUCCAAUUUUUUUUUUCACCGCCAUAUCUAACAAAGCCACCUCCUCAUCCUCUUGUUUUUGCAUCUCUCACUCUUCCUGAAGCUCCAUCUUCAUCUUGAUUCGGAAAAAAGGCGAAAAAUAUUGUCUUUGCGGUGGUUAAUUUGAUUUGUACAGCGAGCUUGUGUUUCUUGGAUUUUUCAUUUCUGCAUGAUGUGGGCAACUGAUAUUUAUGUCUGUAAUUGCUAUCAGCUCAGGGAUGGAUACUUUGCUUUUCACCUCCGAAUCUGUUAAUGAAGGUCAUCCAGACAAACUAUGUGAUCAAGUCUCUGAUGCCAUUCUAGAUGCUUGUUUGGAGAAAGAUCCUGAGAGCAAAGUCGCCUGUGAGACCUGCACUAAGACAAAUAUGGUGAUGGUAUUUGGUGAGAUUAGCACCACUGCGAAGGUGGAUUAUGAGAAGAUAGUUCGUGAUACAUGUAGGGGCAUUGGUUUUGUGUCAGCAGAUGUUGGCCUUGAUGCUGAUAAUUGCAAGGUCCUUGUCAACAUUGAACAACAGAGCCCUGAUAUUGCUCAGGGAGUUCAUGGUCACCUCACCAAGAAACCUGAGGAGAUUGGUGCUGGGGAUCAGGGUCACAUGUUUGGGUAUGCCACUGACGAGACACCAGAAUUGAUGCCACUGACCCAUGUACUUGCCACCAAGCUUGGAGCCAGACUCACUGAGGUGAGAAAAAACAAAAUAUGCCCGUGGUUGAGGCCUGAUGGCAAGACUCAAGUGACUGUUGAGUACCGGAAUGAAGGUGGAGCUAUGGUUCCACUCAGGGUUCAUACUGUCCUCAUUUCAACUCAGCAUGAUGAAACUGUCACGAAUGAGAAGAUUUCUGAAGACCUGAUGGAGCAUGUGAUUAAGCCAGUUAUUCCACCGCAAUAUCUUGAUGACAAGACAAUCUUCCAUCUUAACCCUUCAGGUCGCUUUGUUAUUGGCGGCCCUCAUGGAGAUGCAGGACUUACAGGUAGGAAGAUAAUCGUUGACACUUAUGGUGGCUGGGGUGCCCAUGGAGGUGGUGCCUUCUCUGGGAAGGAUCCCACUAAGGUGGAUCGCAGUGGUGCAUAUAUUGUCAGGCAGGCUGCAAAGAGUGUAGUGGCUUCAGGGCUUGCCCGACGCUGCAUUGUGCAAGUUUCUUAUGCAAUUGGUGUGCCAGAACCAUUAUCUGUGUUUGUGGACACUUACAGGACAGGGAAGAUCCCAGACAAAGAUAUACUAGCUUUAAUCAAGGAAAAGUUUGAUUUCAGGCCGGGAAUGAUUGCUGUCAAUCUUGAUUUGAAGAGAGGCGGCAACUUCAGGUAUCAGAAGACUGCUGCCUAUGGACAUUUUGGCCGUGAUGACCCGGAUUUCACCUGGGAGACUGUUAAGCCUCUAAAACCUGUGAAGGCAUAGAGUCAAUAUUCUCAUCUUUUACUGUUUUUUACUAUUUUUUGGCCUUCCCAUCUCCCUUGGAAACAGAGAGUUUUAUCUAGAAAUGUUUUUUUUUUUAUAUAUUUUGUUUGAUUCAUUCAUUUGAGGAAUUUUGUAGUUGAAAUUGAGGUUAACAGCGGCAAUAGAUUUAGGUCCUUUCUUUA